UUAUAUAACUUUUUCUCAUCCUUUGAUUGAAGGGAAGCUCAAACAAUAUGCAACUAUCCAUUUGCAUAAUUUUCUCAUCCCAUUCAAAUUUAUCUUUUAUAUGAAAGGCAACUUCACUCACCUGAGUCCAACUGAACCCCUAUACACUCGUAUAAUUUGGUUGGUUUACUGAUUCGAAGAUAAUCUCUUUCUUUCUUUCUCCAUGGAAGCAAUAGUUUUUGAGAUCAUCAUUUACCAGAGGAUUGAUGUCGUCAUAUCCAAUUAUCUUGGAUAAAUCAGUUGAAAAGCCCUGGCCAGGUGCAUGAAUGAUUCUUAAAUCUAGAGGCCCACACAAAGAACAGAACAAAGUAAGAUGACCCAUAUGUAGAUAAGCAUUGGAUUGGUGUGGACCAGGCCAUUAAUUUCAUGAUCGUUGUGCGCCACAAGAAUUGUCCAGCUUUUGUUUUACUUUAUCUCAUCCUAUAAUUGUAGGUAAUCUCAUAUAGUAUGAAACUGUUCCAGUUGCAUAAUUUUUCUGACAGGCAAUUACGAGUAAUUGGCAUUGAAAAGAUGAAGCUUUUCUUUUCUAGGUGGCCUUCUCCAAAACCAGAAACGAAGCUCCGUGUUAGUUUUUAAAGGAAGGUGUUACCUGGGGGUUUGAUAGCACCAAAACUUGAGUAGUUCCUUCUUGAGAGAAUCAGUUCCAUCCAGAGUUAAGAAAGGGUCAGUGAGAGAACACUACAAUGGCGACAGAGGCUGUUGUUUCCUUUGCGGUUGAAAGGUUCGGUGACAUGCUCAUUCAAGAAGCAAUUUUCUUGAAGGGGGUACGGAGGAAAGUUGAGAGGCUGAAUAAAGAUCUAGGGGCCAUGAAAUGCUUCUUGGAAGAAGCGGAGAAGAAGCAAGAAGAAGAUUUAAGAGUGCGCAAGUGGGUUUCUGAAAUCCGUGAUGCGGUUUAUGAUGUUGAGGACAUCAUAGACAUGUUCAUUCUGAAUGCAGAGUCCCUGAGAACAGACUACUUUCUCAAGCGUGUCUUCAAGAAGUUGAUAAACCGCCAUAAGGUUGGCAACAAAAUUGAAGACAUCCAACUUACCCUCCAAGACAUCUCAAAUAGGCGGGAGGCUCUCGGAAUAAAAAAUAUUGGAGAAGUAACAAGCGGUUCGGGUCGAAUGUUGCAGGAUCUAAGACGCUCCUCUCCUCGUGCAGAAGAACGUGUCAUCGUGGGCCUUACAGAGGAGGCAGAUAAGCUAGUGAAGCAGCUCACCGUAGGAGACCAAAGGCGCCGCGUGAUUUCUUUGGUAGGAAUGGGCGGCAUAGGCAAAACCACCCUUGCCAAGAAGGUCUAUAAUCAUGAAAAAUUGUGGAACACUUUCCAGAUUGUCGUGCCUGGAUUUAUGUAUCCCAAGAUUGUAGACCCAGAGAGGUUUAUAUGCAAAUUAUUAACCAGGUUUCUGCACCAACUAAAGAGCAAGCAGAAAUGAUAGAGAAGUAUGGAGAGAACGAGUUGGGGGAUUUCCUUAAUGAUCAUUUGAAGGAGAAAAGAUAUUUGAUAGUUCUGGAUGAUGUAUGGAAAUGUGCCCAUUGGAAUAUUCUUGCAAAAGUGAGCAGCAACGAUCCUGAUUGCCCUGGAAAUGUUUUUCCCGAUGGGAGUAACGGCAGCAGAUUACUUCUUACAACUCGAUAUAAGGAUGUUGCUUUGCAUGCAGAUGCUCGAAAUAUUCCCCAUGAAAUGCGGCUUCUUUCGAAACAACAGAGCUGGGACUUGUUUUGUAGGAAGGCGUUCCUUGAUGCUGAUAGCGAGAGCUAUCCUCCAGAUUUGAAGGAACUUGGGGAAGAGAUGGUGGACAAAUGUAAUGGUUUGCCAUUGGCCAUCGUUGUACUGGGGGGUUUGCUGUCAAGAAAUAUGUCACAUACAGAAUGGAAGCAGGUGCACGAUAACAUUAGUGCAUACCUUGCUAAAGAAGGCGAAAUGGGAGUAAUGGCAAUGCUAAACCUGAGCUACAUCGACUUGCCCCAUUACUUGAAACCGUGCUUUCUUCAUUUAAGCCUCUUCCCAGAAGAUUAUGUGGUCUCCUCGAGAAAAUUGCUCCUUUUAUGGACUGCUGAGGGUUUUGUGCCAGAACAAGAUGACCGAAGAAUGAAAGACGUGGCUGAGGUUUACUUGAAUGAGUUAAUCAAUAGAAAUUUGAUUCUAGUAGUGAGAAUGAGUGUUAAUGCAAGGGUUACGAAAUGUCGGGUUCAUGACCUUGUACGAGAGUUGGCUAUUGAAAAGGCAAAAGAACAAAACUUCAUUGGAACUAAUAUUGCAGAUCCUCCACCCUCCUCCACCAGUUCAUCUCUCUUUUCAUCUAAAUCCCGAAGAAUUUAUUCUGACUUUGAGAGGUGCGCUUCCAUUGAACAUUUAACUCCAUAUCUUCGCUCUCUCUUAUUUUUCAAUUUGGGGAAAAAUUGUAGAGCAUCACAACUAGAUUUCAUUGUCAAAUGCUUCAAAGUGCUUAGAGUGUUAGAUUUGGAAGGUUUAGAAAUUGAAUGCAUACCCAGUAUGAUUGGGGAACUGAUUCAUUUAAGGUACUUGGGAUUAAGGCAUACUGGUCUAAAAAUGCUCCCACCAUCUAUAGGCAACCUGAGGAGUUUGCAGACUCUGGAGAUAAACAAUCUUAGACAAGUGCCAAAUGUGAUAUGGAAGAUUAAAAACAUGAGAUAUCUUUACAUGGAGAGGCAAGAGGGAGAUGUUCCACUGCAAAUCGAUACAUUGCAAAAUCUUCAAAUUCUAUCAGGCAUAACCUUCAACCAAUGGAUCAAGAACGAUUCAAGCAACUUAACUUGUCUUGAGAAAUUGAAAUUAGAAGGAAGGUGUGAGGUAGAAGGGGCUAUGUUUUCAAACUCCAUUGCCAAGCUACCUAGUCUUAAAUCCUUGUACCUUAAGGCAUCAGAUGAUUCCAGCAUUCCACCCUUUGCCAUAAACUAUUGCCUCCAUCUUUCUAAGUUGGACAUAAAGGGACACAUGCAAAAAUUGCCUGAAAUUAUUGAGUUCUCACCAAAUCUCACACAAUUGACAUUGGAGGCAUCUAGGCUAAAUCAUGAUCCUAUGGUCGUUUUGGAGAAGCUGCCAAAAUUGUUGACUCUCAGAUUGAGGGCUAAGUCAUAUCUUGAAAAGGAAAUGCAUGUAUCUGCAAAUGGGUUUCCUCAACUCAAAGUUCUUCAACUUUUUGGGUUGAGGGAAUUGAACAAAUUGAACAUAGAGAAAGGCACGAUGCCAUGGCUUAUGCAACUACAAUUUUAUUCUAAAACGAAGUUCUCGGGACUUGAUGAGCUGCUAAAUUUGGUAGAGGUAAAAAUUAGGCUUCCCAGGUUCCAGCUUCUUCUCAUGUUCAGAAGGUCUAGAAUUCCUCUUUGGGAUUAUACAUGCGGUUCCGAUGGAAUUCAGUUAUGCCGUAAAAAAGGUCAAACAUCAGCGAGCUCUAGGCAGGCUGUCGAAGAGUUAGCUGCCUUCCUAAGCUACCUUUAGUGGUGAGAGGAAAGCUGCAUCAUGGCCACUGAUUACACAUGGUUAAAUGAGGACCAGGUUCAGUGAUUGGGAGCAAUUCUUCAGAGCUUCCCAAACAAGGGUCCUGAUUUUGCUGUGAUUGUCAAUUCUGUAACAUCCAAGAAAGUUGCUGCUUUGAUCACUCUCACUGGUUUUUGCACUGAAAGAAAAUAAAGGGCCGAGAGGAGUUUCUUCAGCUUCAAGCAUAAUACAAUCAAGCUAUGAGCCAACUAGUUAUGUUGGGAUUUUGAUCAUUUUCCAGUUUUUUUGCCUCCCAGAAGGAUUUAUUCAUUUUUAAUGAGUUCAAAACUUCUUGUGGUGGAAACCAGACCAGUUUAAGUCAUUUUAAUGGCACGGCGCAUUUUCUAGAUUAAGGAGCCUGUGGUGAAGAAUUUGAAAUUCAUAAUCUUGUAUUAAUGUUAAGCUUUUAAUUAUUUUCUGUGUUAUCGCA
Vitis vinifera (wine grape) is the source of this 3953-nucleotide messenger RNA. Its product is annotated as probable disease resistance RPP8-like protein 2. Gene Ontology annotation, molecular function: ADP binding. The record is from RefSeq and is a predicted model, not a curated record. The transcript has 5 exons. Lineage: Eukaryota; Viridiplantae; Streptophyta; Magnoliopsida; Vitales; Vitaceae. The coding region runs from base 1406 to 3484 and encodes 692 amino acids. Gene Ontology annotation, biological process: defense response to other organism.